Molecule: messenger RNA, 1404 nt
Organism: Paraglomus occultum
Lineage: Eukaryota; Fungi; Glomeromycota; Glomeromycetes; Paraglomerales; Paraglomeraceae
Source: the annotation of a GenBank genome assembly
AUGCUACAUUCGUUUAACCCCGAACCACUGGAAUUUUAUCGAUACCUGAAUCGUAAAACGAAGAUCGCUGCCACUCGCGCAUAUACUAGUGCAAUUUCAUCUGUUUUAACAUUAUCGGAACGUAUUCCCAAAGAGAGAAUGAUAUUAUUUCGGGAAAUUCAGGAGAAAUGGAAGAAUGGAGUUUUUGAUAAAGACUGGAACGUGUAUCUCGCGGAAAAGACCGCGUCGAUGUCUGUAAUGGCAUGCUAUAAUGUUCAAAGAAGUUAUAAUCGUGAUGUUUUUUCUCACUCCACAAAACGCAAGCGAGAUUAUCCAUCGACACCUAAUAAACCGAUUAUCCGACCGGAGAUGAAAAAAAUGUACCCUCAAGUUUCUUUUACAAAAAAAGUCAAGGUUGUUGCUUUCGGAGAUAAGGAUUCAGGAGGGUCAGAAAAGGAUGAUCAAAAAACCAAGGUUACUUUAGGAGAUGGGUUGGAAACUUUAGAGGAAGAUGAUCAGAAUGAUCAAAGAGCUGAUGUUACUUUCGAAGAUGAAUUAGAAGUUUCAGAGAAGCAUGAUCCGAAUGAUCAAAACCCUUUCAUAGCUCUAAAUUGGCGUGAGUGGUUGGAAACGAUUCUGAAAUUUUCGAUUGAAGAAGUCCGAAUUAAGAUUUUGACAUAUCAAUAUACACCUGCAAAUGAAUUUGAAGAAACAAUGAUCAAGUAUAUCGGAAAAGUACUUAUGGACUUUGUAAACAAAAUAAUUGAUAUUCCCGGUCACGUAAUGACCAUUGAUGAAAUUGAAAGAGAUUGGAUCGUUAAUAAAAUUUCACCGCUCUUCACUUACAUGCAAGCAACAUUUAUAAACAGUAUUAAAUUUCACUGGAUCGAACAUGAUGUUGAACCAACACAUGAACGACUUAGAUUCGAAGGCAAUACCACAAACAAAGAUCGAAUGAAGGCAGAUAUAAUUGGAGUCCGACUUUCGGAUAGCCGGCAGGUUGUAUUUUUGGAAAUGAGUGGUGCUCCAACAGACUUCUUAAAGGCACAUCCAGUUGGAGAUACAUGUAAGACUAUACAAGAGCGAAUUGAUUCCUUAAACUCGAUGCUUCUAAACUAUUUGGACUAUGAUAUAAGAUUCGCAGAAAAAAUUCAUUCGCUGACGAUUCAAGGAAUAAGAGAUCGACUAACGCUUAGAACAUUGUCUUUAAGAGGGAAAGAGGAUUAUAAGGAUGAAGAAGAAAUCUCAGCGGUUUUUCCAAUUUGUUGGAACUUUCGUUUCCAAUUCAUUGAAAUAUUUGAAUUAAUGGAGUUUGUAAUCAUAUCCGUCUUAGAGUAUCCCGAUAUCAUAAAAGAAUUAAGUAAGCAUCCAGCAGCUUCAUCUGAAUUUGCAAUCCGAAACUGUAUCUCAUAUCACCAGUCGUAA